CUUUUGGGUUUGGGUAAAUUUGGUAUGGGGCUGGAAUGGAGGGCUAUAUAAAUGGUUCAUGGGUGCCGUAACUCACUGUUUCAACACCAACAGACUUGACGACCAAACUUUCUCGUAGAAAAGUAAAAAAAAACACGCUCUCAAAUUCAUUCCCUCUGUUUUUCCCUUCCCCUUCCCCUGACCAUUGCUGCUUCCCUGCAAUCUAGGGUUCUUUUUUCCUUUCUCUCUCUUGUCUUUCCAAACUCUUCCUAGUUUUCUAAUUUAUGCUCUUCGAUCUCUGUUACCAAUCCCCUUGAAUCCAGGAUUUGUGAAUCGGUCAUGACGAUUCCUGAUUCGGGCUUCAUGAUGGAAAACGGGGUGAGUUGCUUACCUCUCCCACCGGAGGAAGAGAACAGGAUCAUAACGGAACUCACCAACCAAUCAGACGCCAAUAUGAAGGAAGGCAAUUUGUACUACGUCAUUUCCAAUAGGUGGUUUUUAAGCUGGCAGAGAUAUGCUACACAAGGAGUUACUGAAUAUUUAACUGAAGAGCAGUUACGGUCCCCUGGAACUCAAGAAAUGAGUGUGCAUCCUCCAAAGAGAGUGGAAAGACCUGGACAGAUUGAUAAUUCUGAUAUUGUUUUAGGAGUAAAUGGUCGUGAGGGUGAUGAACCUGAGCUUCGUAGGAUGUUGGAAGAAGGACAGGAUUAUGUUCUAGUUUCUCAAGAAGUUUGGGAAAAGCUUUUUGACUGGUACAAAGGAGGACCAACAUUACCGAGAAAGUUGAUUUCACAGGGUGUCCUUCACAAGAAUUUUAUUGUGGAGGUUUACCCACUUUGUCUUAAGGUGAUUGAUCCUAGAGAUAACAGUGAAUCAGUUCUUAGGUUAAGCAAAAAGGCUUCUGUGCAUGAGCUUUACCAGAAGGUAUGUGCUCUUCGAGGAUUAGAGCAACAAAAGGUUGAUAUAUGGGACUUCUUUAAUAAGCAGAAGCAUUCACUGUUACAUGCUUCAAACCAGACGUUGGAAGAGUCAGACUUGCAGAUGGAUCAAGAAAUUCUUCUUGAGGUGCGUGAUGGAAGCUACACUAAAUUUGGCAUGGAUUCAACAGGAAAUCAGUUGGCAUUGGUACCUAUAGAACCUUCAAGGUCUUCAGUGACAAUUGCAGGGGGCCCUACAAUUUCGAAUGGUCACUCAUCAGGUUAUAGUUCAAACUUAUAUCGGGGGACUAGUUUAGGUUCAACAUUCUCAGAUAUAGAUGAAGGAUAUGAUUUUUAUAAGUUGAGAAAAGGAGAAAGAGGAGGCUUGGCUGGAUUGCAGAAUCUGGGAAAUACUUGCUUUAUGAAUAGUGCAAUCCAAUGUUUAGUUCAUACGCCCCCUCUUGUUGAGUAUUUCUUGCAAGAUUACAGCGAUGAGAUCAACACGGACAAUCCUUUAGGAAUGCAUGGUGAACUUGCACUUGCCUUUGGUGAGUUGUUGAGGAAAUUGUGGUCCUCUGGUCGAACUGCAAUUGCACCACGUGCAUUUAAAGGAAAACUUGCUCGAUUUGCUCCCCAGUUCAUUGGCUAUAAUCAGCAUGAUUCUCAAGAACUUCUUGCAUUCUUACUAGAUGGGCUGCAUGAAGAUUUGAAUCGUGUCAAACUAAAGCCUUAUAUUGAAACAAAAGAUUCAGAUGAUCGCCCAGAUGAGGAAGUUGCAGAUGAGUGUUGGAGAAAUCAUAAGGCUCGCAAUGAUUCAUUGAUUGUGGAUGUCUGCCAAGGUCAAUAUAAGUCAACGCUGGUUUGCCCAUCCUGUGGAAAGAUUUCAAUCACUUUUGACCCUUUUAUGUACUUGUCAUUGCCACUACCUUCAACAGUUACUCGGCCAAUGACAGUGACUGUGUUUUAUGGUGAUGGAGGUGGUCUUCCAAUGCCAUACACUGUUACUUUGCUAAAACAAGGUUGCUGUGAAGAUCUUAUUGAAGCAUUAAGUGCUGCUUGUUGCUUGAAAAGUGAUGAAAUUUUCCUACUUGCAGAGGUUUAUGAGCAUCGAAUUUUUCGUUAUUUGGAGAACCUAUCAGAACCAUUGUCUUCAAUUAAGGAGGAUGACCGUAUUGUGGCAUACCGACUUCCUAAAACUGCAGCAAGGAAAACUAGACUUGAAGUAGUACAUCAGCCACACGAAAAAUGUGUAUCAGAUUGUAUUAAAAGUAGUCAGGCCAAGUAUAUGGGCACUCCUCUGGUUACUUACUUGGGAGAAGACCCAGUAAGUGGAGCUGAUAUUAAUAUGGCUGUUUCAAGAUUGCUGUCACCUUUGAAAAGAACACAUCCUUCUUCAGUUAAACUCCAUGGUGGAAAGGAGAAUGGCUUUGUUGAAGAAGCUAUUCAGGAACAAUCGAAUGGCCACAAUUUGAGGAGCCUUUCCAUGGAAAAUACAGAACCAGUGGAAACAUCCAGCAGGGAAUUGUCCUUUCAGCUUUUUCUUACCGAUGUAAAUGGUUCAAACCGCAAGCCAAUUGAGAAGGAUUCUUGCAUAAAUUCACGUCAAGUUGUAAAGGUUUUGCUGGAGUGGACCGACAAAGAAAUUGGAUUAUAUGAUAUAAGCUAUCUCAAGGAUCUCCCUGAGGUUCAGAAGACUGGGUUUACUGCAAAGAAAACUCGGCAAGAAGCUAUUUCUCUAUUUAAAUGCUUGGAGGCAUUUUUGACAAAGGAACCUCUAGGGCCUGAUGACAUGUGGUACUGUCCAAGGUGUAAGGAACAUAGACAAGCUACCAAGAAACUUGACUUGUGGAUGUUGCCUGAUAUUCUUGUUUUUCACUUGAAACGAUUUUCAUAUAGCAGAUAUUCAAAGAACAAACUUGACACUUUUGUGAAUUUUCCAAUUCAUGAUCUUGAUUUGAGCAAAUACGUGAUAAGCAAGGAUGGAAAACCUCACGUGUAUGAACUAUAUGCCAUUAGCAAUCAUUAUGGUGGUCUAGGUGGUGGACAUUACACUGCAUAUGCCAAGUUGAUCGAUGAAAACAGAUGGUACCAUUUCGACGAUAGUCAUGUUUCUCCUGUAGGUGAAUCUGAGAUCAAGACUUCAGCUGCCUAUGUGUUAUUCUAUCAAAGAGUUAGGAGCAGUGAGCCAAAGGCUGGAGUGGGUGAGACAUCUUACAGUAGUAUGGGUUCUUGAGGAUGUAGAUCAAAUGUGUGCGUGUUUGUUGCAGCAUUAUGACACUUUGGAGGAUCCUUCCAACCCGAGUAGGCUAGCUAACUCGGUUCAAGAAUUGUGAGCCAUAGAUGAGCAUCAUUAUGCUUUUGCUGGCUGCCCAGACAUGUCUAUCCGCAAGUUGAAGAUGAUAGGGAUUGAAUUCUGGCAUUGAUGGAGCCUUGGUGUGAGGGUUAUGCACAACAUGGCUGGUGGAAUUGGACGUCCUGUUCGAUAUUCAUUCAUAUGUUCCUCUUUUUUUUUUUUUUUUGGUGGUGGGGGAAGAAAAAGUUUUUGGAGGCAUACUAGGUUGGUCAAGAUUCCUGCGGCCCUGCUUGAUAUGUGAUAUGGGCAUGGCCGGCAAAAGGGCAGGGCCAGUUAUGCCUUAGCCUAGGCCCAUAAAAAAUAAAGGUCUAAAAUAAAAAUGUCACUAAAUGUAGGACCUUUUAUGCGGACAGAGAUUUGACUAAAGGGUUAUUCGACGUAUCCUGGCCUUGAAACAAGUCUUACAGGAUAAUGAGGAAUUUGGAAGUAAGAAUGUUAUUAUCAAAUUUAGUUGUUGUAUAAUACUUUUUAUUUAUUUAUUAUUAUAUAUAUUUAUUUAUUUAUUUGUCUUUA
Ziziphus jujuba (common jujube) is the source of this 3762-nucleotide messenger RNA. Its product is annotated as ubiquitin carboxyl-terminal hydrolase 9. The record is from RefSeq and is a predicted model, not a curated record. The coding region runs from base 319 to 3129 and encodes 936 amino acids. Lineage: Eukaryota; Viridiplantae; Streptophyta; Magnoliopsida; Rosales; Rhamnaceae. Gene Ontology annotation, biological process: protein deubiquitination. Gene Ontology annotation, molecular function: cysteine-type deubiquitinase activity. The transcript is spliced from 14 exons.